AUGGUUGCACUGGUCGACCCCCUCCAUAUGUUGGUGGCGGAGUUCUUUUCCGAGGACGGCUGGAAACUAGAUAAGCUGAAGGAAUGGAUCCCUGAUUGGGUGCUCCCACUGAUACACGAUACCCAUAUCUACCCGGAGCAGGAGGAUCGCAUGGUGUGGCUGAGGUCGUCAAUAGGCGAGUUUUCGCUGAAAGGAGCAUGGAACUCGAUCCACCAACGCCGAGAGUCAUCACAAGUCGAUCGAAUGGUGUGGAAUGGUGUGACUCCCCUGAAAUUUUCCUUUUUUGUCUGGCGGCUUGUUCGGGAUAUACUCCUUCUGGAGAUGACGCUUAAGCGAGUCGGAAUCCCGGUCGUCUCACGCUGCCUCUGCUGUGGACAACACGAAGAGUUGUGGAGGCACCUGUUCAUAACGGGUCCGGUUGUAGUCCAGUGUUCCUCUAGCCCGGGGGGGGGGGAGGUGCGUCAUAUUCGGACUGUGGUGCCGUUGAGUGUACUAUGGUGUCUGUGGAAAGCUAGGAAUAAUGCUAGGUUUGAGGGUAUGAGACUCGACGACCCCAGGGUGAUUAAGAUGGUGGACCAAUUGCUUGGGCAAUUGAGCACAACAGGGGUUCUCUUGGCCACACACUUAAGGGGUGACACUGACGAUCCAUGGGCGGAGCUAGUGCCCCGGCCCAUUCGUCAACUGUUUUCUGUGGCGGUGUCAUGGAAGCGUCCGCAACCUCCUCUCUUCAAAUUGAACACCAAUGCCAGUGUGUCCCAAGGAAGGGCAACGGGAGGGGGCAUCCUCAGAGAUUCGAGUGGGCGGGUUGUUUUUGCAUUCUACAAGGAGUUUGGUGAUACGAAGGUCCUCACCGCGGAGGGCUUGGCACUUCUACAGGGGCUUCAAUUUUGCCAGGAACGGCAGGUCCAGGGCCUCUUGGUGGAAGUGGAUUCUCAAGUUUUGGUCCACUUGAUCCAAUCAGGGACGGUGUCAAAGUGGCCUCUAUGCAACAUGCUGCGUCGGAUACGACAUCUCUUAGCCUCGCUGGCCUCUUCAUGUUCGCACAUCUUUCAGGAGGCUAAUUCUUCCGCCGAUUUGAUGGCAAAUUUACGCUGGGGGACCGAUUUCUUUUGCACGUCUCAUCAGCAGCUGCCGAGUACGGUUCGAGCAUCUAUUCUUCUGGACGCUAGGGAGUUCUUGUCUGUAUGA
Messenger RNA from Coffea eugenioides, 1188 nucleotides. RefSeq lists its product as uncharacterized. NCBI's taxonomy places the organism in Eukaryota, Viridiplantae, Streptophyta, Magnoliopsida, Gentianales, Rubiaceae. The record is from RefSeq and is a predicted model, not a curated record. Gene Ontology annotation, molecular function: nucleic acid binding; RNA-DNA hybrid ribonuclease activity. The coding region runs from base 1 to 1188 and encodes 395 amino acids. The transcript is spliced from 2 exons.